This is a messenger RNA of Closterium sp. NIES-65, 969 nucleotides long. NCBI's taxonomy places the organism in Eukaryota, Viridiplantae, Streptophyta, Zygnematophyceae, Desmidiales, Closteriaceae. The record is from the annotation of a GenBank genome assembly.
AUGGUAACGUGGUUCCCUCACAUGCCAUUCCUGAGGUCCUGGUUCCGUGGGAAACUAGAAAGAGUCAUAAGCAUCGAGUGGCAAGCACGUGUGCAGACGGGAGAAGGAGACGAGGAGUGGGGCAAGGGGGACGAGGCGGGUGCGGGGGAGGAGGAGGGAGGACAGGGGGAAGAGGGCAAGGAGGGGAAGGAAGUAGGGGAGGAAGAGGGGGUGGAGAGAGAAAGUGUGGUCGAAGAGGAGGAUGAAGGGGUUGGUGGUGCUGAUUUGAUUGUGCUGGGAGGCUGGGAUGGGGCUGCUGCUGAUGCUACUGCUGCUGGUGCUGGUGCUGCUGGUGCUAGUGCUGGUACUGCUGGUGGUAGUGAUGGGGAGGGUGGAACCAACUCUGGGAGAACAGUGCUAGGGGCUUCAACUACCAUGAGUGCCUUGCGAGUGUUCUUCUCCAAGGCAGGAUAUGGAAUGACUCGCCUGCAGCUGAUUGGCCGCAGUGAGGAGGGAAACGAAGCACUGGUGGGCCCAGUGCACACGAAGCCCAAUACGGCUCGAGAGGUGGUCACUCGCUUCACCUCCUCCCUUGCUACUGCCAGUUUCUUCUGUCCUCCUCCAUCCUUCUUCAUCCUCCUUUACCCUCCUUCAUCCUCCUCUAUCCUUCUCUCUCCCCUCCUAUCACCUCCUCUGCCCUCCUCUUGCCUCCUCUGCCCUCCUAUCGCCUCCUCUGCCCUCCUCAUCCGCAGCUCACAGCAGGGAUGUUCAUUGCCGACAGCACCGCCCAGCUCUCGCCGCUGGUUGGUUUUCAAGUCCUCUGUGCAUCGUCCAUCCUCCCUUGCUUCCCGAUCCUCCCAUGCCCGCCCACAGCUUACAGCAGAGGCGUUCAUCGCUGACAGCACAGCCCAGCUCUCACUACUGGUGGACCGCCCACUGGGUGCCGCCAGCCUAACAGAUGGGCAGAUCGAAGUCAUGCUGCAUCAGUGA